UCUCAGUGAUUGUCAUCUUCAUCAUGACCAUCAUCAUCUCUCUGCUCCUGCUGGCCUCUCUGCUUCCACACCAGACCUUCACUGCUCGUGUGAAUGUAGAUAUAGUGAAUGGCCGGGAAGCCAAACCCCACUCCAGACCUUACAUGGUUUCUCUUCAGAAGAACAGGAAUCAUAUCUGUGGUGGAUUCCUCAUUUCUGAUCAGUUUGUCUUGACUGCUGCACAUUGCUGGGACGGAUUUGAGAUUUUGACAGUUAUUGUUGGUGCCCAUGACUUAAGCAACAGCAAGAGUUCAGAUCGCAUUGGAGUGAAGUCCUACAUCCCACAUCCAAACUAUAAGCCUAUUCAGAAUGACAUCAUGCUUUUGAAGCUAGAGAAAAAAGUCAAACUAAACAACAACGUUAGACUGAUAUCAUUACCAAGGAAUGGAGAAGAAGUGGGAACAGAUACGGUCUGUAUUGUUGCCGGCUGGGGAAGACUGCAGACUAAUGGCACAGGGAGCAAUGUUCUAAUGGAGGCAAGCAUGACUACAAUAAAUCAGGCAGAAUGUCAGCGUAGAUGGCGAUUGAGCUUCUUGGCCUCACAGAUGAUCUGUGCAUAUGGCGGUGGUGGAUCCUGCAGAGGGGAUUCAGGAGGUCCUUUGGUUUGUGGAGACACUGCUGUUGGGGUCACGUCUUUUGGAUAUAGAUAUCUCUGCAAUUCACCUGAGCGUCCUAAUGUGUAUACUAAGAUUUCAGCAUAUAUUCAAUGGAUCCGCAGAGAAAUUAGAAAUAUUAAGUGACUUCAUGUAAACUAAAAAAGGAAGAAAUGUUUUUCUUGAAUUCUUCCAUAAAUCUUCUUUCAAUAAAAGUAUCACAUGGCAAGCAUCAA
This is a messenger RNA of Ctenopharyngodon idella (grass carp), 868 nucleotides long. Its product is annotated as granzyme B(G,H)-like. Gene Ontology annotation, molecular function: serine-type endopeptidase activity. Gene Ontology annotation, biological process: proteolysis. NCBI's taxonomy places the organism in Eukaryota, Metazoa, Chordata, Actinopteri, Cypriniformes, Xenocyprididae. The record is from RefSeq and is a predicted model, not a curated record. Bases 24 to 779 code for a protein of 251 amino acids. The transcript is spliced from 5 exons.